Molecule: messenger RNA, 1401 nt
Organism: Pochonia chlamydosporia 170
Lineage: Eukaryota; Fungi; Ascomycota; Sordariomycetes; Hypocreales; Clavicipitaceae
Product: bHLH family transcription factor
Exons: 2
Coding region: 1-1401 (466 amino acids)
Biological process (GO): regulation of transcription by RNA polymerase II
Molecular function (GO): DNA-binding transcription factor activity, RNA polymerase II-specific; protein dimerization activity; RNA polymerase II cis-regulatory region sequence-specific DNA binding
Source: RefSeq, a predicted model, not a curated record
AUGCUCGCCGUGCAGCAAGCUCCCAGGAUGGGUUCGACGCAGCCUGAGUCCGAUCCCUUACUUAUGUUUGGGUAUUCGGUAGACUCGACUCAACCAGAUAUUUUCGAUGCCGCCCCCGAUCCAGCACCGGGAGCACCGCUCUUGACGGAGACGGAUAGCAAAUUUCUCAGCUCCUUCUUUGAGGACAUGACGUCAAAUCAGUACAACAUGCCAUCCUUUGGCGAGGGCCUUAACUUUAGCGAUGCCUGGUUGGAUCUGCCUCCCCAGUUCAUGGGUUCUUCCACUUCUCUCGGUCCCCAGGAGAACUCGGGCGACUUUAGCUUCCAUAAUGACCAUCAAAACGACCUCUCACGAAUGCUGUCGGCCGGGUCGAGCAUGAUGCCACCCCCGCCCCCUCCCUCACACCCACACACUCACUCACAGUCCUUCUCUCAUCCUCACCAACAUUCCGACGACGUGUUGAACGCCGCCGCGACUCUUCUCCAGAAUGGCAACCGUGCCACUCCUCCAAGGAGUAACAGCAGCCCUGGCAAUAACAAUAACAACAACCACAAUGCCAACGCCGCCAACAGGCCCGUGGCAUACCCGGUUGGCCACCUUAGGCACCAGCCGAUGGAGGAGUUCAGGGAGGAGAACCGGAAGAGUAGCCAGGGAACCGAAGUAGACCACACAUUCACACGGUGGAUGUGGGGUUCCAAGGAAAAGACGCCCGUCUCAAAACCUGCCUUGGCCGAUUUCCAAUGGGGUUCAGACGCAAGCUUCUCCGAUGUCCAGGGGUAUGUACCAGAGCCAAGGAAGGAGUCCGUGGAGUCCAUGCAUCAAACCCAGAUGAAAUGCCUCGAGUGCUUGGAGGACAAUCAGAGCGCGGCUAACACCCGCCCCGGCAGUCCUGCUAACGGACAAGCCACCAGCAGCAACGGUGACGGAUCUGCCUACAUGAAGAGGGAAGAAGAUCCCAAUGCGCCCCCAAGGAAGAGGCGGAAGAGCAAGAACGUCCGCGGCGCCGCCGCCGAUGAGGACGACGAGGACGACGAUGAUGCCACCUCAUCCAAGUCCGGCCGAAAGCGAAAGACCAAGUCUGAGCGGUCAGCCAGCGGAUCAGAGCCCCCCUCGGACACCACUGGCGGAAGCAGACGCCGCAAGUCUGGAGUAAAUGGAGCCAAGCCCCCCCGUGAGAACCUCUCUGAGGAGCAGAAGCGCGAAAAUCACAUUCGCAGUGAACAAAAACGACGGACCCUGAUCAAGGAAGGAUUCGACGAUCUCGGCGAGCUGGUGCCUGGACUGAAGGGCGGUGGCUUCAGCAAGAGUACCACGCUGACCAUGGCUGCUGAAUGGUUAGACGAGCUGCUUCGAGGGAACAAGGCACUGGCAAUGCAAGUAUCUGCGCUGGAACAGCGGUAA